This is a messenger RNA of Loa loa (African eye worm), 1645 nucleotides long. Its product is annotated as leucine Rich Repeat family protein. Gene Ontology annotation, biological process: SCF-dependent proteasomal ubiquitin-dependent protein catabolic process. Gene Ontology annotation, molecular function: protein binding. The transcript has 13 exons. The coding region runs from base 1 to 1599 and encodes 532 amino acids. NCBI's taxonomy places the organism in Eukaryota, Metazoa, Nematoda, Chromadorea, Rhabditida, Onchocercidae. The record is from RefSeq and is a predicted model, not a curated record. Gene Ontology annotation, cellular component: SCF ubiquitin ligase complex.
AUGUCUUUUAUUAUCAAUGAGAAUAGUGCAAAUCCGCAAAAUGUUUCUUUAAUCUAUCCAGUGUUUGCAAAUCGAUUGUCAAUGUCAGUACUGCCAGCAAGGAUACUUACAUUGGUCCUGUCUUUCUUGCCACCAAUGGAUAGAAUUCGAUUAGAAAGAGUAAACAAAAGCUUUUUGGAAUCGUCCAUUGAGACUUGGAAAUGGAACCACACAUUGUCAUUCGCAAGUGAUAGUGGUUUUGGAUGCACUUUCUCACCACUAAAUCCCCUUCGAAAUACUCAUCUGAAGGCGCUUUUGUCUCGUUGUGGUAUACAUUUGAAGUGUUUGGAUUUAUCCGGAGUGGUACAUUUGCUGGAUGAGCAAGCCUUUCACAUUAUUUCAUGUUUAUGUCCAAAUUUAGAAGAGGUAAAUUUAUCGGGACUCGGUGGUCACUGGCAAGCAGUGCGUACGUUUGGUGAACCAUUAACGAAUUUGCGGUCCGUUACAUACAGAGAUAUGAUAGAUGUGAGUGAUAAGACAAUAUGGUAUUUGUUCAAGCCAUUAGGUAUGAAUAUGCGUGAAGUUGAUCUUCGAGGUUGUCGACGAUUCAAAGGUCGUUGCUUCCGACUGUUUGGAGGUUCUUUGGAAAAGAUUUUACUUGAUGGUUGCUGUCGUCUGGAUAAACAGUCACUUGAAGAACUGUGUCUUAAUUCACCGAAUAUAACUGAACUUCGAUUAAGUUCCUGCCAACUGGUUUCUGAUGAUAUACUCAGUUUGAUAUCGAGAAGCUUAAUAUAUUUAAAGUCGUUUGCUUUGUGUGGUGACUGUUUCCCGAACUUAACUUCAGUGGGUCUAAUAGCUUUGUCACGACUGCAUUAUCUCUGCGAGCUGUCGUUAGAUUACAAUUCAGCUGUGUCGGAUGAAGUACUGGAAGAAAUAACUGAUAAUCUUCCGCAUCUUCACCAUCUUAGUCUGGCAUAUGCUGGCUCCGAUACAACGAUAACCGAAGAAGUUGUUAUGAAGAUUGGAAAAUUAAAAGAACUUCAAACACUUGAUGUUAGUUCGCUAGCAGCGAUAACAGAUAGCUCUCUGUCGACAAUUGUUUGCGGUUGUUUAAAGCUAGAGAUUAUUCGAACCCGUUGUUGCACAUAUUUGGGUAAUGAAGGUGUUUGUUCGUUAACGACGCUGAAAAAUUUGGAGCAUGUUGAUCUGAGUGGUUGUCUUCUUGUAACUUCAAAUGGCAUUCAAGCGUUACUUGAUGCUUUUCCAACAUCUGAACAUUCUCAGAAACAGAAGAUGAUCACAGUGGUUAUUGGAGGAACAAUAUGUAAUGUUCAAUCCUUACGCCAACGUAAUAAUAGUCGUGUGAUACUGGAUACAAGCGAUUAUAGUGUUUCAUGUAGUAAUACAGCAAACGAACUUUUUCCUCUUAGCUUUCUUGAUACGAGGAAUAAUUCGGGUGAAAGUUCAGAUGAUGAGUUCGAUGCAUUGACUACUCACCGUUCAUUUAUAAUAGAUGCUUUGCGCGACGUGGAAGAUGAUUCACCAAUGGAAACACAAGAAUCGAUUGAUGAAUGGGCUGAACGUGAAGCUCUCGAUUUAGGCCUUAUAACUAAGUGAAUCAUUUUAGAAUUUGGAAAGCCCUGUUAAGCCUGUUUUACGAGAG